UCCAUUUUAGUGCACCUGAUGUUUUGAUGGAGAUAUAAUAAUUUACGAAAAUAUCGUAAAUACUAUCUCAAAAUGGGUUAUUCUGUUCUUCCAAUUGCUGUUUUCACCAUCCUGUGGGGUGUAGUGGGUAUUGUUUGCCCCUUCUUCGCGCCUAAAGGACCCAACAGAGGAAUAAUCCAGGUGGUGUUAAUGCUAACUGCAGCUACAUGCUGGUUAUUCUGGCUGUGUGCAUACAUGGUGCAAAUGAAUCCCCUUAUUGGACCUAGACUAACCAACGAGACUCUCAUCUGGAUGGCACGCACUUGGGGCAACCAAUACAACAAGACAAAGGUCGUUUAAACAGUGGUGUUUAAAAAUCGUUUAAGAAUUUAAUGUUAUAAUUAUUCAAAGAGUUAUUGUUCAAAGUGUUAACUGCCGAAGCUUUUAAAAACUUUCCCUUUUGUAAAAAACAAUAUAUAAUAAAGAUGGCGUUUUUCCUCUAAAAAAAUGUGAAGUUUAAAGAUGGCCACCGUCUCGAUUUCCCGCGAAAAAAAUGUCAGAAAAACUAUUGAAGAAAAAUUACAAUCUAAGAUCUCUGGCAGUAUGGCUAAUUAUUGCAGUAAAGCCUGUCCCUAAGGACGAAAUAUUUUGCUAAAAUUAAUAAUGUAUUGUUAGUUUCGGUCAGCUAAUAUGAAACAAGGCGGCAUUUUAAUGUGCAGUCAAUAGCACGUCACGCUAUACACUUUUGUUCGAAUAUCGUCUAGAGCAAGAUCUGUACUUAAAUUACGAGUAUUAUGGUUUCUUGACCGGUGUGGUAGAAUGUGCCCUGCUUGUAUAAAAAAAAAUUAUAACGUUAAUAAUAAAAACUUGAGCGCCAUCUUUGUUAUUCACGAAUAUAAUUAAACUUAUUGAUGUGUAAGUGUCACAAGACGAAAAAAUAAAAGAAAAAAGCUAUUCUC
Messenger RNA from Hyposmocoma kahamanoa, 938 nucleotides. It is a transcript of the gene VhaM9.7-b, whose product is annotated as V-type proton ATPase subunit e 2. Gene Ontology annotation, biological process: proton transmembrane transport. Bases 73 to 339 code for a protein of 88 amino acids. Gene Ontology annotation, cellular component: proton-transporting V-type ATPase, V0 domain; plasma membrane proton-transporting V-type ATPase complex. The record is from RefSeq and is a predicted model, not a curated record. Gene Ontology annotation, molecular function: proton-transporting ATPase activity, rotational mechanism. NCBI's taxonomy places the organism in Eukaryota, Metazoa, Arthropoda, Insecta, Lepidoptera, Cosmopterigidae. The transcript is spliced from 4 exons.